AUUAAGAAUUUGCCCCUCAAAUUAGAAAAAUAUUCAUAAAUUCAACAUUGAACACCAUUGGAGCGAACUCAACUAAGAAGGCAGAAGCUGCAGACUUGGAGAGGAAGAGAUUCCGUCGCAUUCCUCCAACCACACGCCACUGCACAUCCAACUAGCUUCUCGGCGAACUCAUUUUUAUCGGUUAUGAUGGAAGUCGACUUGUCAGAGUAUCGGUUGAGAUGCCAGCUCCGAGGGCACGAAGACGAUGUUCGUGGUAUAUGCAUAUGUGAGAAUACUGGAAUUGCAACUUCAUCAAGAGAUCAGACCGUUAGGUUCUGGUCACCAGACGGCUCAAACAACCGUGGCUACACCAUGUCAAAGAUAUUAUUGGGCCAUACUAGUUUUGUGGGCCCAUUGGCAUGGGUCUCUCCCAAUGAGGAAUAUCCAGAGGGUGCAGUUGUUUCUGGAGGCAUGGACACACACAUUUUUGUGUGGAAUUUGGGAACUGGUGAGAAAAUUCAAGAGCUGAAAGGCCAUAAGAUGCAAGUUACCGGCAUUGCACUGGAUGGCUCAGAUAUUCUAUCCACUUCUGUUGAUUGUACAUUACGGCGGUGGAGGAGAGGCAAACAGAUGGAAGUUAUGGAAGCUCAUAAAGCACCCGUUCAAGCAAUUAUUAAGUUGCCUUCAGGAGAGCUUGUGACUGGUUCAAGUGACAUGACAUUAAAGCUUUGGAAGGGUACCACAUGUGCGCGAACUUUUGUUGGCCAUACAGAUACAGUUCGAGGCUUGGCUGUGAUGCCUGGUUUAGGAGUCCUAUCCGCAUCGCAUGAUGGUUCCAUUAGGCUGUGGGAUCUUAGUGGUGAAGUGUUGAUGGAAAUGGUUGGUCACACUUCAAUUGUCUACUCUGUUGAUGCUCAUGUAUCUGGGCUUAUUGUCAGUGGCAGCGAGGAUUGUUUUGCUAAGAUAUGGAAAAAUGGAGUUUGUGUCCAGAGCAUACAGCAUCCUGGUUGUGUUUGGGAUGUUAAGUUUUUGGAAAAUGGUGAUAUUGUAACUGCAUGCUCUGAUAGAAUAGCACGCAUAUGGACAUUGCACCCGGAUAGGAUUACUGACCCUCAAGAAAUAGAUGCAUAUGAGAAUCUACUUAAUCAGUACAAGUGCAGUAGGAAGAAAGUUGGAGGAAUUAAAUUGGAAGAUUUACCUGGCCUGGAAUCUUUGCAGACCCCAGGCAAGAGUGAUGGGCAGACAAAAGUUGUUCGGGAAGGGGACAGCGGUGUAGCAUAUGCAUGGAAUAUGAGGGAAUAUAAGUGGGAUAAAAUUGGUGAAGUAGUUGAUGGACCUGAUCAGGGCAUGACACAAUCUUUGCUUGAUGGAGUUCCUUAUGACUAUGUGUUUGAUGUUGAUAUUGGUGAUGGUGAGCCUGUCCGUAAAUUGCCAUACAACCGGAAAGAUGAUCCAUAUACUACUGCUGACAAUUGGCUGCUUAAGGAGAAUCUGCCUCUUUCAUAUCGUGCGCAGAUUGUUGAUUUCAUUUUGCAAAAUACUGGACAGAGAAAUUUUACUCCGGAUCCAUCAUUCCGCGACCCCUUCACCGGCGCCAAUGCUUAUGUUCCUGGAGAAACUUCAAAAACUCUGGGCACUACUGCAGCAAAACCUACUCCCAAGCAUGUCCCAAAGAAAGGAAUGCUUGCAUUUGAUACGGCUCAGUUUGAUGGAAUUCUGAAGAAGAUUUCAGAAUUCAAUAGCAGUCUACAGUCUGACUCAGAGAGAAGUAAUUUGUCAUUAAAUGAGGCUGAGAUGUCAAGAUUGGCGGCUAUUGUUAAAAUUCUUAAGGACACAUCACACUAUCACAGCAGUAGAUUUUCAGAUAUCGAUCUUGCACUGGUUUUGAGGUUGCUUAAGAUAUGGCCACCAUCAAUGCUAUUUCCUGUGAUUGAUAUCUUGAGGAUGUUAAUUUUACACCCUGAUGGGGCAAAUAACCUACUCAAACAGCUCAACAGUGAUAAUGAUACACUUGUAGAGCUGGUCAAGAAGGUCACAGUGAACCCUCCACUCCCUGCAAAUCUUCUAACAAGCAUCCGUGCUGUGACUAAUCUAUUCAAGAAUCCAUCCUUCUGUGAUUGGUUACUAAAGCACCGUGGAGAGAUUUUAAAUGCUUUCUCCAGCUGUUAUCUAACCACAAAUAAAAAUUUACAACUGUCUUAUUCGACAUUGGUACUCAACUAUGCUGUUCUUUUGAUUGAAAAGAAAGACGAGGAAGGGCAAUCUCAAGUUCUUUCAGCAGCACUUGAGAUUGCAGAAGAGGAAAGUAUUGACACGGAUUCAAAAUUCCGAGCUCUAGUCGCAAUUGGAUCACUGAUGCUUGAGGGCGUAGUUGGAAAAAUAGCCUUGGAUUUGGAGGUUGAAAAUAUUGCCAAGGCGGCUAGGGCGUCGAUGGAUACCAAGAUGGCUGAAGUAGGAGCUGACCUUGAACUGAUAAUAAAGCAACAGACCUCCUGAUUGUUUGGGAACAUAUAUUGCGGACCGCCCCUCUUCUCACCGUUUUCUGCAAAAUCAAACGUGGAGGUAAGGUUUAAGGGCAAAGCACCUUUUCAAAGUUCUUUUUUUAACAUUCUAUGAAAAGAAUGGUAGAAUGUCUGUAUUGUGGAUCUUUAAUGAAAGUGUUUUGUGGUCGAUACGCCGCAAAAAGUAUUACUCCUUCCGACUCUGAAUUCAUUCCAUGGUUUUACUUCCAUGUAUUUCAAGAAGAUUUAAUCUUAAUUUGGGGACGGAGUGAGUAUUUACUUUUUGUUAUUACUGGCCCUAUUCUUUUUUUGAACUAAAUCUACAGUUUUACUUCACGUAUUUCAAGAAAGAGUGACUUUGAUUUGGAGAGGGAGAGAGUAUUUUUUUUACAGCUCUAUUACAAUGUAG
This is a messenger RNA of Cuscuta campestris, 2889 nucleotides long. The record is from the annotation of a GenBank genome assembly. NCBI's taxonomy places the organism in Eukaryota, Viridiplantae, Streptophyta, Magnoliopsida, Solanales, Convolvulaceae.